Messenger RNA from Penicillium arizonense, 846 nucleotides. RefSeq lists its product as uncharacterized. Gene Ontology annotation, molecular function: oxidoreductase activity. Bases 1 to 846 code for a protein of 281 amino acids. The record is from RefSeq and is a predicted model, not a curated record. Lineage: Eukaryota; Fungi; Ascomycota; Eurotiomycetes; Eurotiales; Aspergillaceae. The transcript is spliced from 3 exons.
AUGUCCCUCCACGAACAGGUCCAGCUGAAGAACUUCGAUUCUAUCUUUUCUCUUGAGGGCAAGGUUGCCGUUGUGACAGGUGGCUCUCGGGGCCUCGGCCUGCAUGCAGCUAGCGGUCUUCUACAGGCCGGCUGCUCCAAAGUCUACAUCACCUCGCGCAAAGCGGAGGCCUGCGCCAAUGCUGCUGCCGCCCUCAAUAAACUCCCCAAUAAGCGGCCUGGUGCGCUUGCUAUCGCUGUGCCUGCCGACAACUCGUGCACCAAGGAACUCGAACGACUUGCCCAGGAGGUGCGAAAGACCACCAAUCAUGUUAAUAUACUCUUCGCCAACGCCGGGGCUACAUGGAGCGAGAAGUUCGAAACCCAUCCCGAAGGCAUGUUCACCAAGGUGAUGGAAUUAAAUGUGAAGAGUGUCUUUUAUCUGGUACAGAAGUUCCUUCCUCUUCUCACCGUAAAUGCAACCGUCGAAGAACCCUCGCGAGUCCUGGUUACAGGCUCUGUUGCCGGUAUUGGUCUUGGGAGCCUAGGUAGGAAUGCUGUUUUCAGCUACUCCGCCAGUAAAGCCGCCGUCAUGCAUCUGGCCAAAAAUCUGGCUGUUGAGCUUGGUCCUCGCCAUGUUUUGUGCAACGCGAUUGCCCCAGGAUUCUACCCGUCCAAAAUGGCAAACGGUAUGAUUAGCAUUCAAGGCGGUACAAAGCACUUGGAGGAGCGCUCUCCUAACAAGCGGCUUGGUUGCCCGGAGGAUAUUGCGGGCCUAGUGGUCUUUCUAUCAAGUCGCGCGGGGAGCCAUUUAAAUGGGGCGGUAGUAGUGACGGACGGCGGCUCCCAUUUAAAGGGCAACCUGUAA